AUGCUUCGCGCGACGUCGAUUGCACUUGGUUUGGCCUCGUUUAUAGUUGCCGUGGGUGCAGCAGAUCCGUCCCAAUGGACUGCAGACCCAAGACUCCAUCGUUCAAUGUGGGGAAUUGCAUACACCGCCGAGCAUGCAGCCAACUAUCCGGCAUGUGGAGAUACACUUGAUGAAGUCGUUAGGGAUGUUCAACUCAUGAGCCAACUCACCACUCGUAUUCGCACAUAUGGAACGGACUGUAACCAGCUGAGGCUCGUACAGCAAGCCAUUCAACAGACCAAGACGAACCUUCACGUCUAUGCUGGCAUCUAUAUUGAUGGGAACGAGACCACGUUUGAACGUCAACGAGACGAAGCAUUUGCCGUGUUUGAUCAGUACGGAGUGGACAAUGUCCUCGGCAUCACCGUCGGGAAUGAGUACCUCCUCCAGGCCUACACGGCGAAUCCAGCGACUCUGGAAACUGCCCAGACCUAUUUGAUCUCAAAAAUCCAAGAUGUGCGCACUAUGCUGGCCAGCAAGAACUAUGGCAAGACGAUUCCCGUCGGAAGUGCAGAUGCUGGUAGUCAAAUUACUGCUACAUAUGCCCAGGCCGCAGAUUUUAUCAUGGCCAACAGUCACCCCUUCUUCUCAGGUGUCACAAUUGAUGGCGCAGCGAUCUGGACAGCGGAAUAUCUCGUGAAUGAGCAACCUCAUUUCGCUACCGACGCUGGAAAGCUACUCCUUUCCUCUGAAGUUGGUUGGCCCACUGACGCAAUGGCUACGACGGAUCCUGCGGGAUUGACGUUAAACGGCAGUAUUGCUUCCACUGCAAAUCUUCAAACGAUGCUUGACACAUUUGUCUGUGCCACCAAUGCCAACCUCACCGCUGGUUCCGCUCUGGGCCACGGAUAUUUCUGGUUCGAACUCUUUGACCAAGAAUGGAAGGUUCAAUACGGCGGCGCAGAGCCAUAUUGGGGUCUUUUCGACAAAGACCGCAACUUGAAGGAUAUCACUAUUCCUUCCUGCAUUGCCCCCGAGGAGGCCCCCGUUGGAAAUAUGGGCAACAACACUGGUUCUGGCUCGAGCAGCGGAUCCUCUGGAAACGGUGGAAGCGGUGGUAGUGGCAGCAAUGGUGGCAGUGGAAACUCUCAAAAUGGCGCAACUGGUUCCAACGUUGUCCUUUCCGCUUUUACGGCGUUGAUCCUUGCUGCAGUCGGAGGACUUGCUCUCCUCUGA
This is a messenger RNA of Serendipita indica DSM 11827, 1215 nucleotides long. The record is from the annotation of a GenBank genome assembly. NCBI's taxonomy places the organism in Eukaryota, Fungi, Basidiomycota, Agaricomycetes, Sebacinales, Serendipitaceae.